AUGUCCGAUUGGGUGACAUCGUUCUGCAUUUCUCAUGACUCCAAGCUGAUCGCAUCUGCAUCUAUGGGAAGGAACGAGACUAUGAAAAUUUGGGAUGCUAGGACCGGAGAACAUCUACGGAGCCUGGAAGGUCCUGCUGACUCUGCAUUAUCACUUGACUUUUCCCACGACUCUACUCUGCUUGUCGCCGGCUCGUCUGAUAGAUCCGUCAAGGUCUGGGAUGUCAAAAAAGGAAUAUGUCUACAGAAAAUGAAAGGACAUAGUGAUAGAGUGACAUCAGUCUGUUUUGCCCACGAUUCCAAGCAGGUUGCAUCUGCUUCAAGGGACGGGACUGUCAGAAUUUGGGAUACUAUAACCGGACAAUGUCUACGGAGCCUGGGAGGCCCUGAUAAAAAGGACCAAGUAGCAUCGCUUGACUUUUCCCACGACUCUACUCUGCUUGUCUCCGGCUCAUCUGACGAAACCGUCAAGAUCUGGGAUACUAGGACCGGAAAAUGUCUACGGAAAAUGAGUGGGCAUACUGGUAAAGUGGAAUCAGUUUGUUUUGCCCACGAUUCCAAGCAGGUUGCAUCCGCUUCAGCGGACUACACUGUCAAAAUCUGGGAGCCGAAAACCGGAGCAUGUCUGAGGACAUUAGAGGGUCAUGCUUCUUCUGUUAGCUCGGUGGCCUUCUCUUAUGAUCCUCAAGUUAUAUGCUCCGCGUCAGCAGAUGGGACAAUCAAAAUAUGGGACAUUACUAGCGACGACGAUCACAAAUCUCGGGAUGAGAACCAGCAAGUGCCAUUGGUCAUUCUUUCUCCAGACUAUCGACUACUUGCCUUUGCCUUUGCCUUGGACCAGUUAGAUUGUAUCAAAAUCCAGGAUGCCAACAAUGGAAAAGAGCUAAGGGUACUCGAAACUAGUCAUUUCAUCAGUUCAAUGGCUUUCUCUUACGGUUCAAAGCUACUUUUCGGUUACUCGCCGUCAUGUGUCGCAACUGUCUGGGAUCUCAAUAGUGGUCAAUGCUUGCAGACAAUGAAUGAGCAUACUAGAAUUGAUGAAGUGGCUUGCGUUUGUUUUUCCGACGACUCUAGCUUGCUUGCAUCCGGCUUAUGCGAUGGUACUAUCCAGGUCUGGGAUACUGGCACCAGAAAGUGCCUGUACACACUGUGGGGUACAUCUCAAAUGAAGAAGAUCAGUGCAAUUGCCUUUUCUCAUGAUUCUGAGCUACUUGCUUAUUCUUCUCAUGAAUAUGUUCAAAUUGUGAAUCAUGGCCGCAGGCACUAUCUGCAACUAUUAAAAGGUCAUCGUUGGGUUGAGUCAGUUGCCUUUUCGCGUGACUCCAAGCUUCUUUUCGCUAAUUCAUUUGGUACGAUUGCGACCUGGGAUAUCAGCAACGGCAGCGGCAAAUUCCUACAAAGGUUUGACACCUUUAUGUGGAGCAUGAAAUGCAUAAGCUUUGAUACAACCAACUCAUGUCUUAUCACCGAGAAAGGUAUCAUCCGAUUAUCUUUGGUAUCGGAAAAAAGCCGUGAGCCUAGGCUGGAAGCACCACGAUUUCAAGGUUACGGCAUAAGUCCCGAUGGCACCCGUAUUACUUUCAAUUCCAAAGAUGUCCUAUGGCUACCACAUGAGUACCAGUGCGCGGAUUAUCAUUAUCCUUGUUCUGCUGUAUCCUUCUCAAGCGUUUUCAUUGGUCGUAAAUCGAGGGGGGGCAUUUGUGCUCAGAUUCAACUCCCAAAAUCCUCUGUAACCCCGGGGCUACAAAAGAACAAUGUCUUCAUCUUGCAAGAAUUAUACCAACGUUAG
This is a messenger RNA of Penicillium chermesinum, 1788 nucleotides long. RefSeq names its product WD40 repeat domain-containing protein. The transcript has a single exon. Gene Ontology annotation, molecular function: protein binding. Bases 1 to 1788 code for a protein of 595 amino acids. Lineage: Eukaryota; Fungi; Ascomycota; Eurotiomycetes; Eurotiales; Aspergillaceae. The record is from RefSeq and is a predicted model, not a curated record.